UUCAAAAUGGCGGAUGAGAUAGAAGCUUUGCGGCGAGAGAUUGAACGAAAAUCUUUGGAACUCGAAUCCUUGAAAAAUUUGUUUGCACUCAAGGAAAAAGAGUACAAGGCUUCAAACUCGCGUUCAGCUGCGUCAAAUUCUCCAAAUGUUGUAAAACCAGAGAAAAAAGAAAGGCUUACAAAAGAUGAAAUUUUACGCUACAGCAGACAGCUUAUCUUGUCCGAGAUUGGCGUGAAAGGACAGAUGAAGCUAUGUAAUGCUUCAGUGCUGGUAGUCGGAGCUGGAGGUCUUGGAUGCCCUGUGGCACAAUAUUUAGCUGCUGCUGGAGUAGGAUGCAUAGGUAUUGUGGACUAUGAUACAGUUGAGAUAAGCAAUCUGCACAGACAAGUACUUCAUACAGAGAGUAGAGUAAAUACCUCAAAGGCAGAGUCAAUAAAGAUACAAAUUCAGCAGUUAAACUCCUCUGUCUCUUGCAUUCCAUACUCCACACAGCUUUCAAGUGGCAAUGCGUUAGAGAUAAUUCAGAAAUAUGAUGUUGUGUUAGAUGCAACAGACAAUGUGGCCACAAGAUACCUCUUGAAUGAUGCAUGUAUCCUGGCUGGUAAACCAUUAGUCUCUGGAAGUGCUCUAAGGUUUGAGGGACAGCUGACAGUUUAUAACCAUGAUGGAGGUCCAUGUUACCGCUGCCUAUUUCCCAAACCUCCUCCACCAGAAUCAGUUGGAAAUUGUUCAGAUAAUGGAGUUCUGGGACCAGUACCAGGAGUUAUUGGAACAUUACAAGCCUUAGAGGCAAUAAAGAUAAUUGUUGGAAUUAAAUCCUCCUAUUCUCAGAAGAUGUUGAUUUAUGAUGCUCUGGAGGGCAGAUUUCUAACAAUAAAAUUACGUCCCAGGCAGUCAAACUGUGCCAUUUGUGGAGACAAUCCAUCAAUUAUAAAGUUAAUGGAUUAUGAACUUUUUUGUGGAGCUUCAGCAACAGAUAAGACCCCUUCUUUGGAAAUUCUGCAGAAACAACAAAGAAUUUCUGUGCAGGAAUAUAAGCGGUUUAUUGACGAGUGCAGCCCUCAUAUUCUUCUGGACGUAAGGGAACCUGUGGAGUUAGAAAUUUGUUCACUUCCAGUGGAGUCGCUUAAUAUUCCCUUGAGAGUUCUCCAUUCCCCUGACCAACAAGAUGUGCUAAUGCAAGCGAUAUUGAACCUGGCUGACAACGAGAAAAAACUAUCUACGGUAAAUGUUUAUGUACUUUGCAAACAAGGCAAUGAUUCACAAAAAGCUGUCAAGUUAUUAAGAGAAACUAUGUUAGACGGAAACACGAAUAAACUGUUGCGCAGUGAAGAUGACUUUCUUCAGUAUGAAAACAAGCAAGCGGUUCCAUACACAAGCACGCAAGUGGAUGUUGUGUUUAAAGACAUUGCUGGCGGACUAUAUGCAUGGGCUAAGCAUAUAGAUGACAACUUUCCAGUGUACUAAUAAGACAAAGUAGUGUCGACUAUCGAGGACAGCUGGUGAAAAUCCCAGAUGACAUUUUAGUUAAUGAUGCUUAGGUUGUUAGUUUGCCAUCAGGCCUCCAUGAUUAAUGAGGACCCCCCACACUUUUCAUGUGAAGCGUGAUUGAUUUGAUUCUUGAAUUGUAAUUAAAGAUUAUAAGAUCUCUUCAUGUCAA
Messenger RNA from Pocillopora damicornis (cauliflower coral), 1660 nucleotides. RefSeq names its product adenylyltransferase and sulfurtransferase MOCS3. Lineage: Eukaryota; Metazoa; Cnidaria; Anthozoa; Scleractinia; Pocilloporidae. Gene Ontology annotation, cellular component: cytosol; cytoplasm. Gene Ontology annotation, biological process: protein urmylation; tRNA wobble position uridine thiolation. Gene Ontology annotation, molecular function: thiosulfate-cyanide sulfurtransferase activity; adenylyltransferase activity; URM1 activating enzyme activity. The record is from RefSeq and is a predicted model, not a curated record.